Molecule: messenger RNA, 503 nt
Organism: Schizosaccharomyces octosporus yFS286
Lineage: Eukaryota; Fungi; Ascomycota; Schizosaccharomycetes; Schizosaccharomycetales; Schizosaccharomycetaceae
Product: Tim9-Tim10 complex subunit Tim10
Exons: 2
Coding region: 105-377 (90 amino acids)
Biological process (GO): protein insertion into mitochondrial inner membrane
Cellular component (GO): mitochondrial inner membrane
Source: RefSeq, a predicted model, not a curated record
AAGAAGCUUCGACACCUACAGAAACGAAACAGACCCAACUUUCGCCCAUAAGGAACAACCGAAACAGCAGGUUCCUCGUUUGAAAUUCAUAUACAGCCAACAAGAUGUCGUUUUUCGGAAUUGGAAAGGGUAAUCAGUCUGUGAACCCUCAGAACAUUGCUAUGGCUGAACAAGAAGUUGAAUUAAGUGUGGAGAUUUUCAACAGAAUGGUCUCCUCUUGCCAUAAAAAGUGCAUUGCUACUCCUUACAAGGAAGCCGAGUUGACCAAAGGUGAAAGUGUUUGUAUUGAUCGUUGUGUCGCCAAAUACUUUGAAAGUAGCAAGGUUCUAGGCGAGCAUAUGAAGAAAAUUGGUGAACAAAAUGCCCCCCCUCAGUAAAUCCUUUAUGAUACAGAUUUUUCCUAGCUUCCCAUGAAACGAUAUCUUAUCAUGGAAUGGAAAGGACAGCGUUUGUGCAAUUUGUUUGGUUGUGGAUGUUGUUCUUUCUCAAAAACAUUCAUAAUA